CAAGGGCAUGUACGUCAAAACGCACUCUUCUCUCCAUCUUAAUCCAAAAUCCCCUCUAAAUCUCUCUCUCUCUAUAUAUAUAUAUACCCAUACAGUUACUAGAAUUAAUAAGAACUCCAAGUGGGAGAGAUCGAGUAGAAUUUUCUUUUUUUAAAAAAGAAAAAAAAAACCCUCAUUGAUGGACUACAGUCCCAAACUGCGGCGGCAGGGCUCCUGCGGUUGCCCGGCAGUCGACGUCGUCAUCGGCGGCAUCUGGUGCAACUCUCGCCGCAGCAGGACGGCAGGCUUCCAACGUACCUUCGCCGCCAACAACUACGACUACGACGACGAUGCAGAAGUCUACUACUACAACGACGACGAUCCCUUGGGCUACUACCAUCCUUCGUCGUCGUCGUCGUCGUCCGGCCGAUCAUCGUCGUCGUCGUCGGGCCGAAAGGCGGUGCUGCGUGGCCUGUGGCGGCGCAUCAUGAAGGAGAAGAGGCGAGUACUGCUGUGCGCGCCGCAGCGGCCGCCACACGUGCCGUACGACGCGAGCACGUACGCGCAGAACUUCGACGAGGGGGCCGCGUGGGGCGAGCCGGAGAACCUGUCACGGUCGUUCUCCGCACGGUUCGCCGUGCCGUCGCGGGUGCUGCGGAGAUUGUGAUUGUGUUUCCAUGGCGGUUUAGGCCUAGUCUGGUAAUGCGUUCUUCAAAUGCAACUGCUUUAGUAAUUUCGACUUCCGCGAAAUGGGAAGUGUUCUGAUCCUACGAAAAGAUGUUUCUGGAUGUUUUUAUUGCCAAUUAUUGUUCUUGGUAUUGAAUUUGAUGGAAGAAUCAAAGUGAUGUUGAAUUUUGGAGAACGUACCAAAAUAUCUCUAAAUUGGCAUUCAUGUAUGUGUUCUAGCUAGGAAAGGUCAAACUAGUUCACCUGUUUUGUAAAUCCAAAGCUUGUUUGUUAAUGUUUCGUUCUCUUUCUCUCCCUCUCAUUUUAUUCUAGGUGAGUUUUUAUUAUUAUUAUUAUUAGAUAUUAAGAAUUAAGAGGAAA
Messenger RNA from Ananas comosus (pineapple), 1026 nucleotides. RefSeq lists its product as uncharacterized. The record is from RefSeq and is a predicted model, not a curated record. Bases 179 to 646 code for a protein of 155 amino acids. The transcript has a single exon. NCBI's taxonomy places the organism in Eukaryota, Viridiplantae, Streptophyta, Magnoliopsida, Poales, Bromeliaceae.